Molecule: messenger RNA, 873 nt
Organism: Debaryomyces hansenii CBS767
Lineage: Eukaryota; Fungi; Ascomycota; Pichiomycetes; Serinales; Debaryomycetaceae
Exons: 1
Coding region: 1-873 (290 amino acids)
Biological process (GO): protein processing
Cellular component (GO): Dsc E3 ubiquitin ligase complex; endoplasmic reticulum
Source: RefSeq, a predicted model, not a curated record
AUGAAGUACACUAUUGUUAUAAGGUUUACUAGCACAUCUUCAUCUGUUCAGAAUGUGAAAGACUUAAGUAUCCCAUUGUCAAUUAAUUUCGAAAGGGAUGAUGUUAAUAAGCUAGUUAAUGUAAACUGGUUGAAGGCAACUAUCAGAGAGAAAGUAAAUGUUUGUGAGAACAAGAGACUUAGGUUAAUUUACAAUGGAAGGGUACUAAAUGAAGCGACGAAUUUCCGGAAGGAUAUAUUCGAGCCAAAACUUAGACAACUGAAACUACUUGGGGAGCAGACAGAGGAAAAGAUAUAUGUCCACUGUGUUGUUGGAGAAGAGUUGACAGCGGAGCAAUUGGCAGAGGAAAACCAGCUAGACAAUAAGCCUCAACAAAGAACUACAGCUCCGGAGGUAAUAGGAUUCGAUCGUCUAUUGCAACAGGGAUUUUCCCAGGAAGAUAUCAAUGAUUUGCGGAGGCAAUUUGUUCUGAUAUAUGGAACCAAUUUACCGUCUAGAAGAACAGACCAGAUUAACGAUUUGGAGGAAGAGGAACAUGCUCAAAGUACAAUAAGACAAUUAGAAGAGAGAUGGAUAGAAUCAACGGUGAAUACUGCCGAACCAGGAAAUGCCAGUACUCCGGCUGCCCCCAGCGCUGAAGCUCCUUCCAACGCAGAACAACAAGCACCACCACAUCCACUGUCAGACUUGGAUGACGGGCAUGGGAACGAAGAUCUCCUUAUUGGACUCUUGGUGGGGGUAUUUUUGGGAGUUCUAAGCUUGAUAUUCAUCGUUGGAGAUGAUACCAUUUGCAAUAAACGACAAAAGAUGUCUAUCAUCGCUGGGGUUGUACUCAACUGCAUGUUUGCAAUAGUAAGAGGUUCAUGGAUUUGA